UUCUCUGUCCUGCACUCUAUCUGCGUUCCCCCCGUCGACCCGGUCGACGAUGAACAUCAUCCGUUCCAUCUUCAGAACUCCGAAACGAUCCACGACCAUCGACGACGAGAACCCCGCCAGCUUCAUUCAGAGGGAACAGCAAUGCUCCGAGUCCUCACCUUACGCUCCGCUCUUGGGGAACGCAAAGAUGCUCGGCUGGGAGUUCGCGAGGAAGUCGUCUGACGUCCGAGCUGUGGACGUGAAGUACAACCACCCCUGCGGCGUUCCUGCUGCUACCAUCAAGAUUAGCCGCAAGUGGUGUCUUUCGUCGUCGUCCUUGCGCUCGAGUACAUCUGCUGCGAUCUCUGAUUUGAAUCCAAGUAACGUAGGCGACGCCCCCGAAGAUGUGUUUGAUCCUCCAGGACUACAAGAUGCGGGACAGCGUGCUCAGACCAGCCACCCUCUUCCUGAUCCGGAUACCGUCAUUCUACUAAGCCAACCUGAGGUACUUGAACCCCAGCCUAUCCGCGACGAACCUCUCGAAUAUGCUGAUCCUCCAAGCGCUGCGGUCAUCCCUCCCUACACUGUCUGCUCACAUGCUACUGGCCCUACCGCUCGUCGCAGGCAGACAUCUCUCUUAGUCAACGCUCCGGAUUCAGGUGCAGACCUACCGCAGUCCAGUGCACGCAUCGACAGACCUUCUCUCCUCCCGGUUGCUCUGCAUCCAGUUCGAUUUUCUCAGCCUGGCAUUCAACAUUCUGUGGUACCCCAAUCCGCCGAGCCAAGGCCUCAGGCAGCCCAGUUCUGUGUUCGAUUCAAAGGCAAUGCACAGCGUUUCACGGUCUUGAAGUCCAUUGGCAACGGCACGUUUGGCUCCGUCGUAUACGCGCGCACCGAUGAGCGGCGCGAGGUCGCCAUCAAGAUCGUCAACAAGCGCAAGCUCCUCGCGUCUAAAGUCUUACGGCGGAACGUCCCUCGCGAAUGGGUCCCUGCAUACAACAGAGCGGCCGCGGACGACAUCCUCGGCGAACUCACUGCUCUCCAUCUUAUCACGUCCCGCCCAAACGCCAGUCCAUUUCUGACCCCGAUGCUUAACGCAUGGACGGACGAGAAUAACGUCUACUUUGUCAUGCGCAUGUACCCGUUCAACCUCCGGCAAGUCCUGAAGGACACGCCCCUGAGCCCGGAGCAGACACGCGUAUGGGGAGCCGAACUCCUUCUCGGUCUCGAGUACCUUCACUAUCUCGGUGUUAUCCACCGCGACCUCAAGCCAGAGAACAUACUCGUGACACCCUCGGGGCACCUCGCCAUCGCCGACUUUGGUCUCGCUGCCGUCCUACCUCCUCAGCAGAGCAUUGCGGUGAGCAACUGUGUGGGUACCCCCGGAUAUCUUGCGCCGGAGCAGCAUGAUGGGAGAAUCCCCCGUGGCGGGUACUCGUACGGGGUGGACGUGUACGCGUAUGGUCUGGUAUUGAUGGAGAUGGUUCUCGGCGACGGCAAGCGCUGGUGGUCCUCGUUCGAUCACGAAUGUACGAUGGGCAUGACUUAUCAGGAGCACCAGCCAACCCCGUUCGACGUCAUAAAGCGGGUCGAUGCGAAAGAUUGGCUCGCAGGUCUCUUCAUCAGACGUCUCGUUCAAGACAACCCGCAGCAUCGUCCUCGUUGGGUUGACGCUCGCACCUUCGGAUUCUUCAACGACCUCGACUGGACGCGUGUUGCCGAGAGAAAAUACCAAGUCUUCCAGGCGCCAUGCGUCCUUCCUCAUGCCAAGGAACACUUCAAAGCGCCUGACGACGGGCAACGCUUCUUUAUGGAGAUGUAUAGCGACGCCGAGCGCCAAUACGUCGAGGACGUGAUGACGACACAGCGCGCCGAGCUUCAAGGGCUGGGCGCGCUAACGUUCGACUACGAAUACCCCAAGAUAAUGUGGAAGGAUAGCGAGCACGGAGAAACGUGCUUGCAAGUAUGUCAUCAUGGUCACGAACUAGGACUAUGAUAUCUUGACGAAUGAAUCAUGGACGUUUUUACCGAUACAUUAUAUUUCAGCUUCGGGUUUGUCUAUGUGGUCGAACCUGCAUUUUUAGAUUGCCUUUACACUUUGCUAAUAA
This is a messenger RNA of Coniophora puteana RWD-64-598 SS2, 2087 nucleotides long. RefSeq names its product kinase-like protein. Gene Ontology annotation, biological process: intracellular signal transduction; peptidyl-serine phosphorylation. The transcript has 5 exons. The record is from RefSeq and is a predicted model, not a curated record. Gene Ontology annotation, molecular function: protein serine/threonine kinase activity; ATP binding. NCBI's taxonomy places the organism in Eukaryota, Fungi, Basidiomycota, Agaricomycetes, Boletales, Coniophoraceae. Bases 50 to 1975 code for a protein of 641 amino acids.